Molecule: messenger RNA, 1791 nt
Organism: Saprolegnia diclina VS20
Lineage: Eukaryota; Oomycota; Saprolegniomycetes; Saprolegniales; Saprolegniaceae
Exons: 11
Coding region: 1-1791 (596 amino acids)
Biological process (GO): tRNA methylation
Molecular function (GO): tRNA (guanine) methyltransferase activity
Source: RefSeq, a predicted model, not a curated record
AUGACGGAGCGCAUCCAAGGCCGCGUCGUCGCUCGCCGCUACCACGGCAAAACCUUGUCGUUCUGCACGCUCUUGGUGCGCCACACGAGCGGCCUCGACCUUGCCACGUACAAGGACCACACCGCUGUGAACGACGAUACCGGGCUGCCCGUUCAAGUCUGCUUUGAAGCCAAGCGUCUCGAGCCGGUCGUCGCGCCCUGGCUGGCCUUUCCCGCUGCGAAGCGUGCGAUCGUCCACAGUGACGAGGUGCUCGUCGACGUCGUGCCGCAUGUCAACGCCCACGGCCGCGCACAGCUUCUCGUGCUUCGGUGGCGCUUUCUCGAUACGGACGGUCUUAUCGAUCCUGUCACGGCCCAGCACGACCUCCUCGAGAGCCAUCUCGCCAAGGCCAGUGCCAUCUUGCAUCACUUUGUCGCUCUCCCCAAGCGACUACACCCCCUUCCCGCGCGACUCUCAUGGCUCAAGACGGCGCUGCCGGGCGCCGCUGUCGCGCUCUGUUGUGGAAUCCUGAGCCACCAAGACCGCAUUGGCCUCCCGACGGCCGCAGCGAUUCUGUCGACAUCCUGGACGCUGCUUGCGACGCAGGAUGUGUGGGCUCAGCGCAUGCUGCCGCAGCUACCACCUCUGCCAGAGGCCGACAUGGCGGUCGACCCGAAUGUUUGCCGCCUCUUUGCGACCGUGCCCGGUGGCUUUCAGGACGUGGCCGCCGGCGAGCUCAUCGAGAAGGUCGAUGCAUUCGACAUUGAGCUUCUCGAAGGCAAGGUCGUCUUUUCGAUCCCGCUUGCAGCCUUGCCGCGUCUUCGCUCGCUGCGCUCGAUCGAGAAGCUCUACGUGCUCCUCCUCAAGGCCAGUGACGUCCUCGCCUCGGCACACGUCCUCGGGCAGCUCCAGCACGAUGUCCCCGCCGUCGUGCCGCGCGCUUACGUUGAGCAUGCGCUGAGCGUCUACCAAGCGUUCCAUACGCUUGAGCGUCGCCCGCAGACCUUUCGUGUGACACUCCGGCUGAGCGGCGUCGCGCCACGGAGCCAGCUCGAGCUCGCGCAAGCCUUGGCGGCGGGCAUGCAUCGGCGCUUCCAACUGUCGCCCGAGCUCAAGGACUUUGAUGUUGAGAUCUUCUCGCAUGUGCAGUACCCGCCACCGUACACGUCGGGCAGCGUGCUCCUUGGUCUCGCGCUGCUCCGGCGCACGAUGGCCUUUGACGAGCUCGGCGAACACGUCGGCAACGGUGUGAGCGCAACGGGCCGGCAGCUGUCGCUGACGACGCUUCGCCCGACGAUCGCGUACAAUCUGCUCCGGCUCGCCCAGCCCAAGUCGAGCACGAUCCUCGUCGACCCUAUGUGCGGCUGCGGCACGAUCCCCGAGAUGGCGGCCAAGCACUUUAGCGGCCAGCUCGUGUGCAUCGCCGGCGACUAUGCGGACGCGGCGAUCGAGCGCGCGGCGCACAACGCGGCCUUGGCGAGCGCAGCCAACCCGAACCUCUUCUUGGACGUGGUGCAGUGGGACUGUCGUCGGCUCCCGAUUCGCCGGGACUUCGUCGAUGCGCUCGUGACCGACAUGCCGUUCGGGAAGCGCAUUGGGUCGCACGCCAAGAACAAUGGCAGCUACCCCGAGAUUUUGCACGAGUUUUGCCGCGUGACGAAGAAGGGCACCGGACAUGCCGUGUUGCUAACGACCGAGCGCGAGCUCCUCACCAAGCAGCUCGGCCGAUACAAGACAUGGAUCGCGCACCGUCAAGCGACCGUCAACGUUGGCGGCCUCGACGCCAAGUGCUUCCACCUCUCCUACUUGUAG